UAUCCCUUAAUAGGGAGCCUUUUUUAUUUUCUGAUGAACCAUAGGGAGUCAAGCUGGUUCAAGCUAUUUUCAACCUUCUGAACCAAAAUAUAUUCUUUCCUCAAACAAGCUCCUAAUAGCUUCAAUUCAAAGGACUGAAUCAAGGGUGUUGUUUUACUUGAUUAUGGAGUUAGAUGCAGGAUAUGACAGUAGGAAAGCCAAAGUUCAAGCCUUUGAUGACUCAAAAGUGGGUGUGAAAGGCCUCUUAGAUUCUGGGGUGACAAAGAUCCCACCCAUGUUUUAUUCUCCUAAGUUGGACCCCAUUGAAACUGAGACCUCACUAAGUGAUUCCAACUUGAGCAUCCCAAUCAUUGAUCUUCAAGAUAGGCAUGUUGAAGUGGUUGACCAGAUCCAGAGUGCAUGCAAGAAGUGGGGAUUUUUCCAAGUGAUCAAUCAUGGUAUUCCAGCUGAUGUUUUGGAUGAGAUGAUCAGUGGAAUCCGCAGGUUUCAUGAACAAGAUGCUGAAGCAAGGAAGCUCUUUUACUCUCGUGAUAGCAAUAAGAAAGUUAGAUAUUUCUCUAAUGGAAAGCUGUUCAGAGACUUUGCUGCUAGCUGGAGGGAUACAAUUGCUUUUGUUGCAAAUCCUGAUCCUCCAAAUCCACAAGAUUUACCAGCAGUUUUCAGGGAUAUUGUGGCUGAAUAUUCCAAACAAGUUAAAGCACUCGGAAUGACAAUCUUUGGGCUCUUGUCAGAAGCUCUUGGCCUUAAUCCUUCUUACCUUAAUGAAAUGGACUGCGCUGAAGCACUUUAUAUUAUGGGUCAAUACUAUCCAGAAUGCCCUGAACCUGAAUUAACUAUGGGCAUUCCAAAGCACACUGAUUGCGAUUUCAUGACAAUACUUGUGCAAGAUCAGAAGGGUGGUCUUCAAGUUCUACAUGAGAAUCAAUGGGUUAAUGUCCCUCCCGUGCAUGGAGCACUUGUUGUAAACAUUGGAGAUAUUCUACAGCUUAUGACAAAUGACAUGUUCAUCAGUGUUUAUCACCGGGUGUUGUUGAGGAAUAUAGGGCCUAGAGUAUCUGUAGCAAGUUUCUUUAUGAAUUUUACUAUAUCUGAGUGCACGUCGAAGAUUUAUGGUCCAAUAAAGGAGUUGUUAUCAGAAGAAAACCCUCCAGUCUAUAGGGAUGUUACUAUGAAAGAAAUCUUGACAAAUUAUUAUGCAAAAGGCAUUGAUGGGAACUUACUUGCAACCUUUAAGGUUGUGAAAGAAAAUAUAAGGUAUUGGAUAGGUUCCCCCUGAUUCUCAAAUCUCAUGGAGUUGGCUUUAGCCUGGAUUUAUCAUGGUUAGGUUGUGCCUCUUGCUGCGUUUGGACACUGGCUUUUAUGGGAGCUUAUCUACUAGGGCUCCAUUUGGAAGAGUUUAUUUGAGUUUAUCUUAUAGCAUAAGCCCUACAAACUGUUAUGAGAGAGCUUUAUGGUCUACCUACAAACUGUUUUCAGCUUAUUUUCAUGAGCUGUUGAGAGCAGCUUACGAAAAAGAGCUAAUGAUGAUUUAUAACCUAUUUUCAACUUAUUUCAAUAAUAAGCGCUUACAUAAGUUGUUUUCCCAAA
Molecule: messenger RNA, 1587 nt
Organism: Lotus japonicus
Lineage: Eukaryota; Viridiplantae; Streptophyta; Magnoliopsida; Fabales; Fabaceae
Product: 1-aminocyclopropane-1-carboxylate oxidase homolog 1-like
Exons: 3
Coding region: 164-1276 (370 amino acids)
Source: RefSeq, a predicted model, not a curated record